ACAAAUAUGUCAUAUGCAACAAUUCGGUAACAGAAGAAACUUAAAUUGUUAUAUCCGAUGUGGUUUCGAGUGAACAUUUUGUUUUGUAAACACAUAUCAGUUGAAUCGGGCGAUAAGUGGAUUGGUGCGUUCAAAAUUAUAAUCCAAUUGAAUUGCAUUCAAAAUGCGACGUCAUUUUUAUUCAAAAGUUUUCUUUUUUUAUUCUCUUUUCUCUGUGAUUUUAUUCGUUAUAUACGUAUCAAGGACAAUUGGAAACCAAAGUUAUAAUUUAAGUGAUUCAGAAGAAAUGCUAAAAUCAACGUUUGAGAGCAAAAGUGAUGCUUCGUCGAUUUACAUACUGGAAUGGACAUCACCAUAUACCGAACCAUUUGCGUUUUUAGGCCACGGUCACGAAGGUUUUAAGAAGAGAGGUUGCCGAUAUACUAACUGUUAUAUAACAUCAGACAGGUCUUAUUUGAAAGAUAUCACAAAAUUCGACGUCGUCAUAUUUCACGGACCUGAAAUUAAUAAAAAAAAAGAUAUGGCUAAUAUGCCCGCAAUUAGGUCACCACAUCAGAAAUUCGUUUUCGUUUCCAUGGAAUCCUCUCAUAACUACCCUGUGUGCUCUAAUAAAUUUGAUAACUAUUUCAAUUGGACUUGGACAUACAGACUCGAUUCAGAUGCGAGAUUAGGUUAUAUAUAUGUCACAGAUAUAAACGGUACAGUUAUUGGCCCAAAAAAAAUAAUGCAUUGGCUAAGAUAUGAAGAUAUGCUACCUGUAGAUGUAGCAUUCAAAGAAAAACUGAAGACUAAAAGCAAAGCAGCGGCGUGGUUUGUUUCUAAUUGCGAUGAUCAAUCCGGAAGAAUGAAAAUUGCACUCAAAAUAAAAACAGAACUUGAGAAAUAUAACCUUCAACUAGAUAUAUAUGGCAAAUGUGGACCGUUCUCAUGUCCUAGAUUUAACAGAAGCGAAUGUGACAGAAAGAUAGCUGAAACGUAUUAUUUCUAUUUAGCAUUUGAGAAUUCUUUUAGUGAAGAUUAUGUUACAGAGAAAUUGUUACAUGCCUUACAGAAUAAUGCAGUGCCUGUUGUGUAUGGUGCUGCCAACUAUUCAAGAUUUAUGCCAAAUGGAAUUUAUUUGAACGCGAUGGAGUUGGGCGUAGAGAGGUUGGUAGCAAAAAUGAACAACCUCAUUAAUAAUCCUGAAAUUUAUGCGGAAUACUUCAGGUGGAAGAACCAUUACGAGUAUCGUUUUACAAAUGAGGAUGACAGUGCGCACAACGAGUAUUGUGGUCUCUGUGCACUAAUGAACGAUGUAGCGAAAAUGAAAGAGAUAACUGUAGUAAAAAAAUUUAGACAGUGGUGGGACAAUCCCGAUUUGUGUAAGCACUUGGACUUAAAAUUUUAGAAUAUUCUGUGAUGUUAAUUUUUGUUAUUACAGUUCGUGAUACAUGUUAUAUCACGGACAAUUACCUCACUAAUUUAUGUGUUAUUCACGUCUGGUUGU
Messenger RNA from Diatraea saccharalis (sugarcane borer), 1486 nucleotides. Lineage: Eukaryota; Metazoa; Arthropoda; Insecta; Lepidoptera; Crambidae. The record is from the annotation of a GenBank genome assembly.